Molecule: messenger RNA, 2706 nt
Organism: Annulohypoxylon truncatum
Lineage: Eukaryota; Fungi; Ascomycota; Sordariomycetes; Xylariales; Hypoxylaceae
Exons: 2
Coding region: 1-2706 (901 amino acids)
Biological process (GO): nitrate assimilation; nitric oxide biosynthetic process
Molecular function (GO): molybdopterin cofactor binding; molybdenum ion binding; heme binding
Source: RefSeq, a predicted model, not a curated record
AUGGAGGUUUCCAGCAAAGUUAUCAGUCUUCAGCAGUCAUCUACUGCACAACUGAGUUAUUAUCCCCCCACACCUCCCGGAACAGAGAGUGGCUCGAGAAGGGAAUCAAGUACGAGUAUUCGUUUCGACGCCCAGACGCCACCAUUCGACAACGAUGAAACGAAACCUGGAGAUUCUUGGAAAUAUCCGCUUCCACCAAGAAGUAAGCCUGACAAUAAGGUGCUGGCGGAAGAUCUAAAGACCCCGGACAACCAUGUUGUAAGGGACCCUCGGUUGAUACGCCUUACAGGCGUUCAUCCUUUUAAUGUCGAGGCGCCGUUGAGUGACCUUUACAACGAGGGUUUCCUAACGACAAAGGAUCUCCACUACGUCCGAAACCACGGAGCAGUGCCUAAAGUCGAAGAUCAAGAGAUUAUGGAUUGGGAGUUUACAAUAGAAGGCAUGGUAGAAAACCCCAUCAAAAUGAGUCUGGCGCAACUUCUCGGCGGGUUCGAGCAAGUAACAUACCCUGUUACUCUUGUAUGUGCGGGAAAUCGCAGGAAAGAACAAAAUAUCGUAAGAAAAACCAAGGGGUUCUCUUGGGGAGCAGCAGGCUUGUCGACAGCGCUAUGGACCGGGGUCGUAAUGGGUGACCUGCUGAGAGCAGCAAGGCCGAAGCGAGGUGCAAAAUACGUAUGCUUCGAAGGCGCUGACAAGUUGCCUAACGGUUACUACGGAACAUGCGUUAAGUUGAACUGGGCUAUGGACCCCAACCGCGGAAUCAUGGUUGCCCAUAGGAUGAACGGCGAGAUACUCCCUCCUGACCAUGGAAAGCCUCUUAGAGUCAUUGUACCGGGUCAAAUUGGCGGUCGAAGUGUGAAGUGGUUGAAGAAGCUGAUUGUCACAGCCGCACCGAGUGAUAACUGGUAUCAUAUUUACGAUAACAGAGUGUUGCCGACGAUGAUAACUCCUGAGAUGAGUGGCGACUUGCCAGACGUCUGGAGAGACGAACGUUACGCCAUCUAUGACCUUAACACGAAUAGUGCUACUUGCUAUCCAGCCCAUAACGAAACGCUGUCGUUAAAUCAAAGCAUCCAGAGCUACCGAGUUCGCGGAUAUGCUUAUGCCGGUGGAGGCAAGAGAGUGACCAGGGUCGAAGUGACCCUUGAUAAAGGAAAAUCUUGGAAGCUCGCCAAUAUUUCGUAUCCUGAGGACGAAUAUCGAGUCGCCCCCGAUGGAGAAGAAUUGUAUGGUGGGCGACUAGACCUGUCCUGGAGGGAGAGCUGCUUUUGCUGGUGUUUUUGGGACUCGGAUAUUGUUUUGUCGGAAUUGAAAGCAGCGGAUGACAUCAUGGUACGAGCUAUGGAUGAGUCCUUAAUGGUACAGCCGCGAGAUAUGUACUGGAGUGUUUUGGGUAUGAUGAACAAUCCUUGGUUUCGAGUUGUUAUCCACAAGGAGGGCCAUACAUUGCGAUUUGAGCACCCAACACAGGCAGCUUUGAUACCUGGCGGAUGGAUGGAACGAGUCAAGAAGGCAGGUGGGAAUCUCUCUAAUGGAUAUUGGGGUGAGAGGCUAUCCGGAGAAGAAGGGGAUGCUAUCAAAGAGGAACCAAUAAAGGAGAUUUGCAUGAUUAACAAUGAGGUUAAUCUUACAAUCACCCUUGACGAAUUGAAGAAACACGCCGGUGAAAUCGAGCCGUGGUUUGUAGUUAAUGGCCAGGUUUACGAUGGGACAAAAUUCUUGGAAGGCCAUCCUGGUGGAGCGGCCUCGAUCUUUGGUGCUGCUGGACAGGAUGCUAGUGAAGAAUUCCUCACUAUUCACAGCGAGAAUGCAAAGGCGAUGUUAGUCGAUUAUCAUAUCGGAUCCCUCGACGAGUCCUCCCGAACCAUCUUAGCCAAUGGAGAACCCGAAGACCCGGAAGCAUCGACGCCGCGUGAAACAUUUCUGCAGUCAAAAGUGUGGAGAAAAGCUAUUCUAUCAGCCAGGAAGAAAAUCUCAGACGACACCAAGAUCUUCACCUUCGACCUCGAGCAUCCCAAACAGACCUCUGGGCUUCCUAUUGGCCAACACUUGAUGAUGCGGCUGCGCGAUCCUGUCACUCGCGAAGCCAUCAUACGGUCGUACACGCCUCUCUCAGAGGUUACGAAUGAAGGGAAAUUAGAUAUUCUCAUUAAGAUAUAUUACGAUACACCUCAAAGGAAGGGUGGUAAGAUGACUCAAGCAUUGGACGCAAUCCCUCUCGGUCAUUUUGUCGAGUUCAAAGGUCCAGUGGGCAAGUUCGAGUACUUGGGCCGGGGCUUAUGUUCAAUCUCCGGUCAACGACGAAAGGUCGAGCGCUUCAUCAUGAUCUGUGGCGGAUCCGGAAUCACACCGAUAUUCCAGGUUCUCCGAGCCGUGUUGACGAAUAGUCAGGACCCUACUUCGUGCCUAGUUAUUGACGGCAAUCGUGUUGAACGGGAUAUUCUUUGUAAGGAAGAUCUUGACAGGAUGGCUAUUGGUAAUGGCCAUAAAUGCCGCUUGUUGUAUACGUUAAGCCAGCCCGAGCCAUCGUGGACUGGAUUGAGAGGCCGGAUAGACGAAGAGUUGCUUGAAAAGGAAAUCGGACCUUGUAAGAAUAUCGAUGGUGAGAAUUUAGUCCUUAUUUGCGGGCCUGAACCGCUUGAGAAGAGUGUUCAGUCUCUAUUGAAGGCUUUGGGCUGGAAGGACGACGAUCUGCUCUUCUUCUAG